Molecule: messenger RNA, 515 nt
Organism: Centrocercus urophasianus (Greater sage-grouse)
Lineage: Eukaryota; Metazoa; Chordata; Aves; Galliformes; Phasianidae
Gene: NKX6-1
Product: NK6 homeobox 1
Exons: 3
Biological process (GO): regulation of transcription by RNA polymerase II; cell differentiation
Cellular component (GO): nucleus
Molecular function (GO): RNA polymerase II cis-regulatory region sequence-specific DNA binding; DNA-binding transcription factor activity, RNA polymerase II-specific
Source: RefSeq, a predicted model, not a curated record
GCGCCCAUCUUCUGGCCAGGCGUGGUGCAGGGCCCGCCCUGGAGGGACGCCCGCAUCGGCUGCGCGCCGCAUCAAGGCUCGAUCCUGCUGGACAAGGACGGCAAGAGGAAGCACACGCGGCCCACCUUCUCCGGGCAGCAGAUUUUCGCUCUGGAGAAGACUUUCGAGCAGACCAAGUACCUGGCGGGCCCCGAGCGGGCGCGGCUCGCCUACUCGCUGGGCAUGACCGAGAGCCAGGUGAAGGUGUGGUUCCAGAACCGGCGGACCAAGUGGCGGAAGAAACACGCGGCCGAGAUGGCGACGGCCAAGAAGAAGCAGGACUCGGAGACGGAGCGGCUGAAGGGCGCCUCGGACAACGAGGACGACGACGACGACUACAACAAACCCCUCGACCCCAACUCGGACGACGAGAAGAUCGCGCAGCUGCUCAAGAAACACAAACCGGGCGCCGGGGGGCUGCUGCCGCACCCCGCCGAGGGCGAGGCCUCCGCGUAGCCCCGCGCACAUGUACAGAU